Messenger RNA from Capsicum annuum, 438 nucleotides. RefSeq lists its product as uncharacterized. NCBI's taxonomy places the organism in Eukaryota, Viridiplantae, Streptophyta, Magnoliopsida, Solanales, Solanaceae. Bases 1 to 438 code for a protein of 145 amino acids. The record is from RefSeq and is a predicted model, not a curated record. The transcript has a single exon.
AUGGCUGAACUUAAGGAGAUGGAGCACUUCUCAAUCAAACAAAUGUAUUUGAAAAUUAGGGGCGAGCUUCAGAAGGUUGAGUGGAGAAGGCUAGUGUGUAAUAACAUUGGUUUACCCAGAUGGAUAAUGUUGAGGUUGGCUACUCUACUCAAACUCUACAACGACAGAUUGAUAAAAUGGAAGAUGGCUUUGGAUCCUACAUGUCCUCAAUGUAAUGUGGCUGAUGAAAUCCACUCAGACCUAUCCUUUGCUUGCUCAGUAGCUGCUCAAGAGUGGAAGAAGCUUCUCAGCUGGGUGGGAAUACCUCAGGUGCCGGGAGAACGGGAUUUAGAACUAUCACAGGCUACAACAUAUGCCAAGGAUAACAGCAGUAGAGCUGAAAUGGACAGGAUGGUACUUGCUGCAGCCAUGUACCACUUGUGGAGAGACAGAAAUUAG